Messenger RNA from Dracunculus medinensis (Guinea worm), 375 nucleotides. The record is from the annotation of a GenBank genome assembly. Lineage: Eukaryota; Metazoa; Nematoda; Chromadorea; Rhabditida; Dracunculidae.
AUGGAAUUAAAUUAUAAUUCAACGAAAAAGAAACGUGCACCGGAUCCACCGUUAUUUUCGGAGAAUAAAAAUACUACAUUAGAUAUUGGUGCAAUAGAUAAUGCAAAUAAGAAAACAAUCGUUCAAACUACAACUAUUGAAUUAAAAGCGAACGAUAACCAAGAGAAAUCCGUAGAUUAUAAUCAUCGGAUGAUAAAUCACAAUAAUUUUACUGAUAAGAUUGGAAUAUCUAAGGAAGAAAAUGCACAAAAAAUAAGUUCCUAUAAUAAAGGAUCAGGAUCGACCUCAAAUUAUCAAAUAAACUUUUCGGAGAUUUUUAUCGGAAAACAACAAUCUCCACGGAAAUUCAGUUCUAUGAAUGGUUAUAAAUAUUAG